CCCAGCUGGCUGCCGGACAGCUGGCUCUGACCAACGACGUGGAGCUGGUGCCGGGAAUGGCGAACAUGCCACAGAUCACCAGCUUGGACGUCCAGUGUGAGAAGUCUGGGAUGACGGUGAGCGUGACCUUCUCACAGCCCUUCGACGGGGUCAUCUUCAGCAAAGGUCACUUCUCGAACCCUGCCUGUCGGUAUGUGGCGGCCAACUCGGGACGUUCCAGUUUCUCACUGACCAUCCCGAGCGGUGAGUGCGGCACAGCUACCUCUGAUAUCACCAACAACGGCCCAAGCGGGAAGAGCCGUGAGUCCAGUACCCGCAUGACCAACACCAUCAUCGUACAGAACGAUCCCACGGUGCAAGAAGUAUGGGACGUCGCCCGCACGAUCAAGUGUGACUGGGUUGACAAUCUCGUUAAGACCGUGGCGUUCAAUCCCUUUGCUGUCGGGAUGUUGGAUGCUCAAGAGGUCCGCUUCAAGGGAGGCCAACCUAUCGAGUGCUGGAUGGACUUGAAGCAAGGACGUUGGCCACUGACAUCCGACAUUGACUCCAUCGUUAAGAUCGGCGAGACACUCUCCCUGAUGGUGUACGCACGUGACAACAAAGGCAUGUACGAUGUGAGCGUCAAGGACUGCUACGCUUAUGGAGGCCCAAAUUAUGACGAUGUAAACACUCCUCGAAUCCAGCUGACAGACGAGCAAGGCUGUGUGCUAAAAGACAAACUAAUCAGCCCUUUCUACAGCACCCGGCAGCGAGACGAGAGGGGAGAAAUUAUUGUCACCUAUGCUUUUGUACAGGCUUUCAAGUUCCCAGAUGUUAUGGAUGUAUUCAUGUCGUGUAAUGUAGAAAUAUGCAAGGGAGAUUGUGACAGCGUUUGUGGUUCUCUUGUUAAAGGUCCAUCAUCCCCUGGUACUACCACUGAAGGUCCAUUCCGCACUGGCAGCACACUAUUUGGUGAACCCAUCACUACCCCAGGUCCUACUACUGUACCCACUUGCUUUCCUGGCUCUACUGAUCCUAGGUGCUACUCCUCACCACCCACUGUCCCCAGUAUCUCUGUUUGUGGGCCUGGUUCCACUGAUCCUGCUUGCCAAUUUACUUCCCCUGAACAGGAACUUUGUGGCUUUGGAAGCAAAGAUCCUAGAUGUAUCUUCCCAACAACACCUUCUCCUAAUAGGGGUAAAGCAAUUAACACUAGUCCUGCUCCCAAACAGACACUGACAACUUCCUUCAAACUCCCCACACCUACCAUUCCACAAUUCCAAUGUCUCCCUGGUUCAACUGACCCACGAUGCGUACAGCCCACGUCUCCUUCCCCCCCACUGUGUUUUGCUGGUUCAACUGAUCCUCGGUGCCCUAAACCAACUACCCCUGCUCCUCCACUAUGCUUUGUCGGCUCCACUGAUCCUCGAUGCCCCAAACCUACUACUCUUGCUCCACCUCGAUGCUUUGGUGGCUCAACCGAUCCUCGAUGCCCUAAGCCCACUACCCCUGCUCCUCCACAAUGUUUUGAAGGCUCAACUGACCCUCGAUGCCCUAAGCCCACUACUCCUGCUCCUCCCCAAUGUUUUGUUGGUUCAACUGACCCUCGUUGCCCUAAGCCCACAACAUUAGCCCCUCUAAGAUGCUUUGCAGGUUCAACUGAUCCAAGGUGCCCUAAACCUACUACCCCAGAACCCCCUCAAUGUUUUGCUGGUUCAACUGACCCGAGAUGCCCACAACCCACUACACUUGCACCUCCAAGAUGCUUUGCUGGGUCAACAGAUCCAAGAUGCCCACAGCCCACCACUUUUGCCCCUCCUCGAUGCUUUACUGGCUCAACAGACCCUAGAUGCCCCAAACCUACCAUUCCCACUACCCCAAGAUGUUUCGUUGGUUCAACCGACCCAAGGUGCCCUCAGCCCACUACCCCUGCACCUCCAGUUUGCCUCCCAGGAUCAACUGACCCUAGAUGUCCUCAGGUGACAAGUCCAGCUUCCACUCCUCUUAUUUGCCUUCUUGGGUCAUCUGACCCAAGAUGCCCUAGGCCCUCAACAACACCAGCCCCACCUCGUUGUUUCCCAGGUUCUAAAAAUCCUGGAUGCCCUAAACCAACUACCCCUGCCCCACCCCGCUGUUUCCCUGGUUCUACGGAUCCAAAUUGCCCUCAGCCCACGACUCCAGCUCCACCUCUCUGUCUCCCUGGUUCUGUUGACCCAAGAUGCCCUAAACCCACAACACCAGCUCCACCCCGCUGUUUCCCUGGUUCCACUGAUCCAGGAUGCCCUCAGCCCACAACCACACCCUCCCCACCCCGCUGUUUCCCUGGCUCUACUGACUCAAGAUGUCCUAAACCCUCUACUACCCCAUCUCCUCCAAGGUGUUUCGCUGGUUCUACUGAUCCAAGAUGCCCUAAAACUACUACACCCAGACCACCACCUCGGUGCUUCCCUGGCUCCCGUGACCCUAGUUGUCCUAAACCCACAACUCAACCCCCACCACGAUGUUUCAUUGGAUCUACAGAUCCAAGAUGUCCUAAACUUACCACCACCACCCCUGCCCCAUUCCGCUGUGUUCCAGGAUCUAGAGAUCCUAGAUGCCCACGGCCUACCACACCAGCUGCUUGUUUCCCUGGAAGCUUUGACCCAAGAUGUCAAAAGGGCACUACCCCAGCCAAACCAAUCUGCUUUGCUGGAUCACCAGACCCCCGUUGUUCCAAGAGUUUGUCCACUGGAGCAACACUUCCAACCACUCUGAGACCAACCCCAAAACCUACCCGGCGGCCAACAAUCCUACCUACUACUUUCCGUCCUUCUUUGAGGCCAACCUUCAGGCCUCGCCCAACCCCUACUCCACAACCCACAACUCUUCAGCCAGAACCCCCACGCAGGGACUCUGUGCUCUUCCCUGCAACAAUCACUACUCCUCGACCUACCACCACCACCUCCUUCUCUAGAGUAAAGGCACCUUCAGCCACUACUCCAAAGCCUUCAGGUCCCUCUCUUAAGCCAACUACACCCUCUAGUCAAGGCAAGCCCAACAGAGGUAAACAGUUGUCAUCAGCCCCUCAGCCUAAGCCAGAGCCUACAGGCAAGGAAUGGGAAGGGGAGUCCCGUUACCAUGCCUUCCACAGUUUCCACUUCCAAAAGGGCGAUGGAAGGCGGGGCAGGAGAUUUGGUGCUCGACUCUCCAGAGAUGCUGACGAGGAAGUUCCUCUAUCUCGGAGCAUUCGAUCUCCUGGCGAACCACUCCCAGCAAAGCGACCACUUUUGGAAAAGGUUCCUGUAAGGUUGUCUCGAUCUUUAUCAGUUAUUUCUGCCACCGACCUGCCAGAACCCAGGAAACCUUUUUUCAGGGUUCAGGCAGAGGAACCGAUAGCACAGGCAUUUACCGAACCAGUAUAUUCUGAUCCUCUAGGUACAGUAUGCCUUCCUGUGGUCAUUUUCACAGCUUCCAUCCUCUCCCUUUUGUUUCUUCUUUUGUUGUCAUCUACAGUGGCUCUGGUGUUGUAUAUUCGGCAGCGAAACAGCCACAAAGAACAUAUGGCUGCGUGGCUAGGGCACUACUACGUCCGAGCCAACUCUGGCAGAACCUCGUAUUCCUUCGUCAUUCCCAUGGUUGGUUGCGGCACCAGGACUUUUGAUAACGACGACGACGGCAGCACCGGCUUCGAAAACAUGAUUAUGAUUCAGAAUGAAGAGAUUGUCCAGGAAGUUUGGGAUACCGCCCGCAAGAUCACUUGCGACUGGACAACCCGCAUGGAAAAACUUAUCACCUUCCGUCCCUUUGCCGUGGAUAUGCUGCAGGCAAAAGAGGUCCGUUAUUCAGGCGAUGACGUCAUGUGUUGGAUGGAUAUACAACUCGGCAAAGGACCCUUUUCAAAUACGGUUGACGGCAUCGUUAAAAUUGGUGACGAGCUUACUGUUGUGAUUUACUCAAAGGAUGGUGGUUCGGAAUUUGACAUGUUGGUGAAGAACUGCUACGCCUACGACUCGGAUGAUUUGGAGGAUGAAAGAACAACCCGCCUCCAGCUGUCAGAUGAACGUGGCUGUCUCCUGAAACCCAAAUUGAUGAGCUACUUCUCCCGCACUCGGCAGACUGGUACCACCGGCGCAGACAUUAUUGCCUUUGCUUCACUCUUUGCCUUCAAGUUUCCUGAUAAAAUGGAUGUGUACUUAUCCUGUGAAGUCGAAUUGUGCAAAGGUGGGUGUACCAACAUGUGUGAAGAUCCUGGCUUCCCAUCAAACUUGAUAUCUCGACUUGUUUCCACAUCAACAACCACAACCACUCGUGCACCUCCGGAUAUAUGCGUCACUCGACCUGGAUUACCUAGCUGUUGUGCCAGGAACCCCAGUCAUCCAGCCUGUACUACCACCACUACUCCUCGCCCAGAUCCUUGUGCUAUUAAUCCCAGAUCACCUCAGUGCUGUGCUAGAAACCCUAACCAACCACAGUGCACCACAACUACGACUAGACGCACAACUACACAACGCACCACCACACCGCCACGAGACCCUUGUGAUGUUAAUCCAAGAUCACGCGCAUGUUGUGCGAGGAACCCAACAUCACCUCAGUGUGUAACCACCACCACCACCAGGAGACCGAUCACCACAACCAGGAGAGAUCCUUGUCUAUUCAACCCUGGAAGUCCAAGUUGCUGUGCAAGGAACCCCAACCAUCGCCAGUGUACCACUACCACCACAACCACUACAACCACUACAAGGCCUGAUCCUUGUGCCGUGAAUCCUAGAUCAACGCAGUGCUGUAACAUACGUCCAAAUUCUCCUCUGUGCACUACAACAACACGUCCCACUACAACCACGCCUCGUCCCACAACCUCACGCCGUAUCAUAACUACGACCCCAAGACCAGAUCCUCGUCCUACAACAACAACUACCCCACGACCUGAUCCAUGUGACGUUAACCCAAGGUCAUUCCAGUGUUGUGCAAGGCGUCCUAAUUCUCCCUUGUGCAGGAGUCCAAGUACCACAACGCCUCGUCCUGAUCCUUGUGAUAUUAACCCUAGAUCUCCGCAGUGCUGUGCUAGACGUCCCAACUCUGUGUUUUGCACGACCACCACCACACCGCGACCAGAUCCCUGUGAUUUGAACCCUAGUCUACCACAGUGCUGCGCCAGAAACCCCAAUCUACCUCAGUGUACUACCACUACAACUACCACAACCACUAGACGCCCUACAACACCGUUUGAUCCUUGUGCAUUUAAUCCUGGGUCACCCCAGUGUUGUGCAAGGAAUCCCAACGCCCCUCAGUGUACAACAACCACUACUAGACGCUACGCCACCACCACUAGACGUUCGAUAACCACUACCACAACUAGACGUCCAAUCACCACUACUAGGCGGUCCUUUACAACUACUAGACCCCCUACCACCACACAAGAUCCUUGUGUCAGUAAUCCAGGUUCUCGACAAUGUUGUGCAAGAAACCCCAACCACCCACGAUGCGUAACAAAGGCUCCAUGCUCUGGCCCCCGUGACCCUCGCCCAGAGUGCCGGCCCACCACACAGGUUCCCAGCACGACGCCCAAUCUGGAAAACCAUGCCUUCCACGCUUGGCAGAACCGGCCCUCUGGCACUCGCCGUCGCCGUCCUCCGUAUGGCACUCGCCUCACCCCAGGCGUCCUCGCAGAGCUGUCAAACCAACCCAGAAGACGUCGUGAUGUGGCUCUCCCACCUCCUCCUCCACCACCCCCCAGGAAUACCAUCGCCAUGGUCCGAGGCUUCCGGGUAGUUGGCGCGAACGACCUCACGUUCCAGGCGGUUUCCUCACCGAACAAGUCAGCAAGCAACGUCGAUAGUAUAUGCAUGCCGACCGCCACCUUCACUGUUAGCCUGUUGAUGCUGUCCCUGCUGCUGAUUACAUCCGUUCUCGUGGCCACAUUCACAUGCUUGCGACUCCGGACAAUGGCUCCUCUAAAAGCAGUAGAAGCUAAGAACCCUUACUACAAACAGUAA
This is a messenger RNA of Penaeus vannamei (Pacific white shrimp), 5951 nucleotides long. Lineage: Eukaryota; Metazoa; Arthropoda; Malacostraca; Decapoda; Penaeidae. The record is from RefSeq and is a predicted model, not a curated record.